Molecule: messenger RNA, 858 nt
Organism: Bufo gargarizans (Asiatic toad)
Lineage: Eukaryota; Metazoa; Chordata; Amphibia; Anura; Bufonidae
Exons: 4
Coding region: 169-858 (229 amino acids)
Source: RefSeq, a predicted model, not a curated record
GCAAGAUGGUGCACUUUGUUCCUUUGAGUAAGCUCCCUGAUGCGAAGACCUUAGCAUACUUGUUCAUUGAACAUGUGGUAAGUAGUGUUAAGCGGAUCAUAGGCGUGGUUUAUCGCAAGUACGUCAACUCCAUUUUAAGAGUGAAUCUUCAACUCCUGACAAGAGAAAAUGGUGGGCACAAGAUUCCAUGACGAAGAGGAUGAACUCCUGCUAACCCGCAUGUUGAAGAAGGGUUAUGACCGGACCCGGAAGCAGGCCGAGAAGAGGGCGAUUGUCGUGGGGGUCGUCAAGGCCUUACAAAAAAAAUUUGGACGGACCCACGACGAAAUGCAAAUUGUUAAAAAAUGGUCUGACCUGAAAAGGAGGCACCCGGACUGGGUCAAAGAGCUCAGUCAGAGAGUCUGCCCUGAGCUUCCAGCGCCAACGGUCCGCCGCCGUCUAACCACGGCGGAUUUGGAUGUAGUGGAGGUCUCCACAGAGGAGGAUGAGCAGGCGGGCCCCUCCCACAGUCCUCGAGGUACCACCAAACCACCUGAUGUGGGGAUUGUUGUGGAGGUGUCAGACGAGCCCGGACCCUCUCAAGGGCAAAAAACAUCUGGCCCAGCUCCUGCUGAGGAGGAGAUCGCCACCCCAGCUCCUGAAGAAGAGGAUGAGGCGUUGGUUACCACCCCGCACCAGGAGGUAAUCAAGAAAAUUUCUGCUAAAAGUGCUCUAAUGCAAAAGAGGCAUGGGAAAAUCAGGCAAUUAAGAGCCCUCAUUCAAAAAUCCCAAAGAAUGCUGCAGGAAUUUGAAUGCCAAUAUGGGGAGGACCUAAAGGAGCUCGCAAGCCUGCAGGAAGAACUGCAAAAGUUUCCUUAA